Molecule: messenger RNA, 2013 nt
Organism: Culex quinquefasciatus (southern house mosquito)
Lineage: Eukaryota; Metazoa; Arthropoda; Insecta; Diptera; Culicidae
Product: zinc finger and SCAN domain-containing protein 12
Exons: 3
Coding region: 170-1609 (479 amino acids)
Cellular component (GO): nucleus
Molecular function (GO): zinc ion binding
Source: RefSeq, a predicted model, not a curated record
UACUCAAGCUGUUUUCAUGAAUGAAACUGCUUAAACUCAGCGUGUUUGCUGUCAGAAUUAGAGAAAUUUGUUUGUAAACAGGAUUAGUGGACCUGAUAUAAAUUUGAAUUUUAUUUGCUUAUGAUAUCCAGUUAGCUCAUACUUUUACCAGAAAAAGGAAGUAAUCACAAUGCCCCUUUGCCGGGUUUGCGCCAUCCCGGCCGACGACUCCGCCAUGUUCCGGCUGUUUGACGAUGCGGAGGGGCCGCUGGAGCUGGCCGAGAUCUUCCUGCAAGUGUCUGGAAUCGCCAUCCAGGUUGGGGAUUCUAAACUUCCCAAAUGCUGCUGCCAACGAUGCCGGAACCGGCUGCAAGAGGUGGAAGAUUUGAGGGCGUUGUGCCAGGAAUCGGACCGGAAGUUACGCAAAAUGAUUGGCAUUACGGUAAAGGAAGAGGAAGAAAGUGAGGAGCUAUAUGGAAAUGACGGUCGUGCGAUUCCGAAAGUGGAAAUGCUGGAACUUGAUGAAUCUUACUCUCACUGGGAUGACAUGGGGAAUCAGUUGGAUUUUGACGAUGGCCGGAGGGAAUGUAAUGAUGAUGAUAAACCGUUUGAUUUUUUACAAAACAAGAGAGACGAAACAAAUAUGGCCACGAUUGGUAUUUCGGAAAAUGUAGAAAAGUGUUAUUUCUCAGACGACAGUAAAGAUGGAGAUCCCGACUUUACAGCAGAGAAAACUUCUCAAAAUACGGGUAGAAAGAAAAAGGAAGACCUCAAAAAGCGUGGAAGAAAACCCAAAAUCCAAGAUCCCGCCCAAGAAGCUCAACCAAAGGUUCUCAAAAAGCGUGGUCGAAAACCCAAAAUCCGGGAUCCAAACGCAGACCCGAAGGAGGAAAAGCAAAAGAAAAAGGCAUCGGAAUCGCUUUGCUGUACUGCGUGCGGUAAAGUUUACAAAUCGCUGUUUGCCCUGCGAGAACACGAGACAACUCAUACAUUAGAAAAGAGGUUCAAAUGUGAAAUUUGCGGAAUGGAAUUCGGCAAGCGAACCAUAUUUAUCUUGCACGUUAAACGACAUGAAACGGAGGGAAAAUUCAAGUGCAGCGAAUGUGAAAAGGCAUUCCAUACGGAAAAGCUGCUCAACCAGCACAUUCAGAUUAGACAUCGUGGCGAACGCCCUUUCCACUGCAAGUUGUGUCCAAAAACGUAUCCCCGAGCAUCUUCGUUGUAUGUGCACGUCCAGACAUUCCACGAGAAGAUUAAGAAAAAGAUAUACAAAUGUGAUAUUUGUACAAGAUCGUUCGUGAAUCGACACGGUUAUGAACGUCACAUGAACAGCCAUCAAGGCUUGAAACUCAAUCAAUGCCCCCAUUGUGGUAACAAGUACGAGUUUAGGGCGUAUCUGCUGCAGCACAUUGCCGAGAAACAUCCGGAAACGGUGCCGAAUCUCACCCGGUGUCAAUACUGUGGAUUGGGAUACAGCACGGAUGGAUACUACCGGAAACACAUCGUCAAGAGACAUCCGGAACAUUUGACACUGUUUGAUCAGUUGAUGAAGGAAAAACGAGAAGCGAUACUAGCGGGAAUGCCGACGACAACUGUUACGAGUCAGGAAACCGGUGGUUCUUUCAGUUAAAGCUGUUGUCGUUAUAGUGGUAUACGCACUUCGGAAGGAACCGGUCAAGAAAAGAAAUCAAAUGGGCAGCAGCGGCAGUGAAAGCAAGCCAGAGAGGGUGAAGAAAAGCUCCAAGAAAUCGUUGCCGCUCCUUGUUCUACUGUUCGUAAAGCUGUUUCUUGACCCCUUUCCUUCCGAUCUGCGUACUAGCCUUAUAGGUAAAACCAACAGGUUAAAAUGCAUUAAGCCCAAAAGUUAUGCCGGUAUAAUCUUGAGGAAAACAAUAUGCUCUCUUGUUCACUUUCUUACCCAGUUUGUCUUCUGAGAAAAAUUCUGUUUAUAAAUAUUUAGAUUACAAUAAUUUUAAUUUUUAUGAGUGGCUAAUGUAAAUUUUAAAAAUUGUUCCAUUGCUAGUUAUGUUGAAA